UGCCGUGUGCGGUCGCCACGCUGCCCACACAAGCUGGAGCGCUCGGUUCCGAAGCCGCGGCGCUUUCUUUUGUGGCUCGCGCGGGAGCAGGAGCGCUACCUCGUUGCCUCACAGGCUCAGCUGUUGCAGACUUGCAGUGGUACACACGUACAUGGGCACAUGUAGCCCCCAUGUGGAUCCCGUUCCCUUCAACCCUUCAACUUCAGAGAUUUCAUUCUUUGUUAUGCGGCAGCUUUGCAGCUAGCUUGUGGUACACUCGAUUCCACCAAAAGUAGCAACACCAACACAUCUGCCAAGAACGGAAGAACCUGAUGUUCUUUGCAUCAGAGAACAAGACAUAAAGCUCUCAAAGCAUCCCAAUUUCCUCUCUUUAUUUCCCUGCUUUCAGAAAAGCAAAGCAUAAUGCAUUUCUUAACCCAGUGCUUGUGACUGCCGUCCAAGCAGCCAUUUUAUUCAGCUGCCAAGAAUAGAUGCACAUCACCCAGCAUGAGAAUACCACCUGACCGAUCACAAUCCUAGCAGAGGCCGGCAGAAGAAUCCAGCCAUGUCCUCAGGUUCAGCGAGGGGGAGUAGCGCCGGCGAGAGCCUCCGGAACUCCUGCAACGACUUCGCCCGGACCCUGGCGAGGCUCCCGGUCAGCAUCAUGGAGGGGCUGUCGAGGUCGAUCCCUCGCCGGGCUCCGUGGAGGAGCCACCACCCGGUUCAGCUCCGGCAGCCACCGCAAGUGCCCCUUCCUCUUCCUCCGCCGUUUGUACCCGAGGAGCUGUUCUUCUUCGGCGUGUUCGAGCAGCAGUACGGCCCCCACCACCCGUUCUUCUACGGGUGCCGUUUCGCCGACGCCCUGAGGGCCGCGCGGAGGGAGGGCAAGCUCGUGUUCGUGUACCUCCACGACCAGGACCACCCCUACACCGAGCCAUUCUGCCGGAGGACGCUCUGCGCGGACGUGGUGGUGGAGUUUCUUGACGCCAACUUCGUGUCCUGGGGAGCCGUCAGCGGCAGGGGGGAGGGGCCGGGCAUGGUCGCGUCGCUGCAGCCCGGCAGCUUCCCGUUCUGCGCCGUCGUCGCUCCCGUUUCCGAUGAAAGCAUCGCGGUGCUACAACAGGUAGAGGGACCAGUUUCACCGUCAGAGCUGGUGGAGAUCCUACAGAGGAUCAUUGAUGAGCAAGGUGCAGCUUUCACAGCCUCUAGGCCCGACGAGCAAGCUGCAGCUGCCAGAUCCUCCAGAACGGCAGAGGAAGAAGAGAGGAGGAGAUCGGCUCUACGACUACGCCAAGAACAGGACGCAGCGUACCUCGAGGCUCUUCGGAAGGACCAGGAGAAAGAAAGAUCGCGGAAGACUAUGCAAGAGGGGAUUGCGAAGCCAACGGCAAACAAUGAUCUUCGCCCAAGAUAUACUGGCCAUGUAGCAAGAGAACCUACCAUGACGGCUCAGAGUAGAUCACCAGCUCAGAAGGAAACUGCACCUUCACACAGAACUGAAGCGAACACCAAGAUAAUGAUAAGAUUUCCCAACGGUGAGAGAAGGCAGCAGAGCUUUCGUCACACGGACACCAUCAGAGAAAUCUACAAGUAUGUUGAUUCCUUGGGCAUACCAGGCAUUGGAAGCUAUCAACUCGUAAGGACCUAUCCAAGGAAGACUUACGGUCAUCAGCAGCUGGGGAUGACUAUUCGAGAUGCAGGUUUCCAUCCAAGUGCGACACUGUACAUCGAACAACUUCAGUAAACAUGCUGUAAUCAUGAAAUUGACAUGGAAUUUCAAGCAAAUGAUGCAAUGGAAAGAUCUGAAGAUACGUGCCAGAAAUUUAGACAAUUUAUCUGUAUAUAUUUCUUCACUGAAAAGCCAGGGGAGAAGCCCCAAACCAGGGACAUGGAAUUUGAU
Phragmites australis (common reed) is the source of this 1879-nucleotide messenger RNA. RefSeq names its product plant UBX domain-containing protein 10-like. The transcript has 5 exons. NCBI's taxonomy places the organism in Eukaryota, Viridiplantae, Streptophyta, Magnoliopsida, Poales, Poaceae. Bases 545 to 1723 code for a protein of 392 amino acids. The record is from RefSeq and is a predicted model, not a curated record. Gene Ontology annotation, molecular function: ubiquitin binding. Gene Ontology annotation, cellular component: endoplasmic reticulum.